Molecule: messenger RNA, 306 nt
Organism: Rhizopus microsporus ATCC 52813
Lineage: Eukaryota; Fungi; Mucoromycota; Mucoromycetes; Mucorales; Rhizopodaceae
Exons: 4
Coding region: 1-306 (101 amino acids)
Source: RefSeq, a predicted model, not a curated record
AUGGGUAAAGAAACUACCAAAGUAACUAGAAAGGCUGCUGCUAAGGACGAUGACGCUAAAAAGCCUGCUCGUCGUCAAAAGAAGACUACUACUGGCCCUAAGCGUGGUUUAUCCGCGUACAUGUUCUUCUCUCAAGAUAACCGUGAAGUCGUAAAGAAGGAAAACCCAAGUGCUUCCUUUGGCGAAAUUGGUAAACUUCUUGGUGAAAAGUGGAAGAAAAUGACUGAAGAACAAAAGAAGCCUUAUAUUGAAAAGGCUGAAGCUGAUAAGAAGCGUUAUGAAGAAGAAAAGGCUGCUCAAUCUUAA